UCACUCUAUUGUUGCAAGACCUCAGAUACUCAUCAUGCGAAAAAUGCCAGUUAACAUCAGGAUCCUAUACUAUGCUAAACACUGCACUGAACCCUAUGUAGAGAUUGUCACAGUUAAUGAGGCGAAGCGGUGCCAGAGCGUAUGUAGCUCGGAGGACGAGGAGCCGGAGGACCUGCUGCCUGUACUGAUAGAUCACAGUGAGCUGCUGAAGGAGGCCCACAUCCAGAGGCUGGCCAAUCACCUCCCAGCACGGACACAGGGAUAUCCAUGGAGGCUGGUGUACAGCACAGCAGUGCAUGGGAUAAGUCUGAAAACACUAUACAGCAACAUGGCUCACCUGGACAGCCCUGUGCUCCUGGUCAUUAAAGACAUGGACAACCAGGUGUUUGGCGCUUUCUCUUCCCACCCCUUCAGAGUGACUAAUUACUGUUACGGGACGGGAGAGACGUUCCUCUACAGCUUCAGCCCGGAGUUUAAGGUGUUCCGCUGGAGCGGGAAGAACUCGUACUUCGUGAGAGGCCAUGCGGAUUCCCUUCAGAUGGGCGGGGGAGGAGGCCACUUUGGCCUGUGGCUUGACGCUGAGCUGUGCCACGGCUGCAGCCUCACCUGCGACACCUUCCACAACCAGCCACUCUCAGCAAAGCAGGAUUUCAUUGUUCAGGACCUGGAGGUGUGGGCCUUUUGGUGAAAAAACACAGACAGAGGGAGAAAGUGACUUUAUUUCUAUCUGCAUGGGUAUAUCUGAGGCCUAAGCAGUAACAAAGGCAGGCUGCAUAUCGCAGACCCUUACUGCUCACUGACCUAUGCAUGACGCACAACUCCACCCUAUCCCAGCAGGCACCUGAACCCAAAGACUCAACAGAACUAAACAAACCAUUUAACACAUGAAGCGUGGAAAGCAGGACUAUCUAGACGCAAUUCAGAAUGAGAAAAAGACAAACCCAAAGUUAAUAUUUGGGAGUUCCUUUGGAUUUUUAUCACUGGACACCAUUAUUCAUUUGAAAAAUAAUUUUCAGUUUUACACUUGUUGAAGCUGUUGAGGUAAAGUACUUUGCUCAAAGGUACAGAACACAGGGUUUCCAUCUGUGGCCAUCACCCAUUACUUUAAGCACUACGUUUCAAUGGUGGCCUAACUUCACAAAGUACCUUUGACAGAGGAAGAAAUGUUUACAUAAACUGUACCAGGCUUUGAAAAGACAUCUCACAUCACGCCAGUAAUAAGGAAGCUGUUCUGAAUUUGUCAGCUAUAUAUCAACAGAGAUCAUACCACAACUUCACCAUGUUUCAUGUCUUUUCACAGAUCCAUAAAGUUUGCACUGUGUUAAAGAACCAAAUGUGAUUUUUA
Megalops cyprinoides (Indo-Pacific tarpon) is the source of this 1345-nucleotide messenger RNA. RefSeq names its product nuclear receptor coactivator 7 (gene ncoa7a). Lineage: Eukaryota; Metazoa; Chordata; Actinopteri; Elopiformes; Megalopidae. Gene Ontology annotation, cellular component: nucleus. The transcript has 6 exons. The record is from RefSeq and is a predicted model, not a curated record. The coding region runs from base 35 to 688 and encodes 217 amino acids. Gene Ontology annotation, biological process: response to oxidative stress; regulation of transcription by RNA polymerase II.